GAUAACUUCAUCCUCACUGUGCUUACUCAGUUGAUAAUAACAACACAUAGUUAUGCCGUGCCAUGUGAUGUAUUAUCUCUUACUGUCACUUUAAGAGGCACCGAUGCAGCAGACGCAGUUGCCUCAUUUAAUCUCCGGGCUUCAUGGCUGCAGGAAUGGACUCUCUUCAGCAUCAGCAGCAUCUUUUUUUCCUCAUGCCACCGGGGACUGCUCAGCAAUCAAGUCUGGCGGGGAUUGAAUCUUCACCACUAUGCACAACUUCUUCGACCUGCCGAAAUGUCCAGCUCUGAGGGGUCCUAGUGUCCCUCUCUAGAGGCAGCAGUGGAGAGAGAGGGGGAGUUGGUCCAGCACAUCAUGUCUCUCAUUUCAAGUCGUAAGCCCUCCACAGGUCAGCGCAGGCGCUCAGUGGGCACGAGUGGUGGGACCGGGCGAUAUUCCCAUAGUGACACAUCUAACACCAACACCUAUCCUGGUCGGGGCAGGGCAGCUGAGGGCAGCCCCACAGCUCGCACGUAUCCUAGUACACCCAGACGACAGGCGAAGCACACAGCCUGCAGUGAUAACCAUGGGAUCAGGCCCCCAACCCCAGAGCAGUACCUCACACCCCUGCAACAGAAGGAGGUGUGUAUACGACAUCUGCGAGCCAGACUGAGGGAGAAUGUCGAAAGACUACAGCACAGGGACUUUGAGAUAGAUGAGCUGAGGAGCCAGCUGUACAGGAUGCAAGAGGACUGGAUUGAGGAGGAAUGCCACCGUGUGGAGGCACAACUAGCCCUGAAAGAGGCCCGCAAGGAGAUCCAGCACCUCCAGGAGGUGGUGGAGUCAGUGAGGACCAACCUCAAUGCCCGUGAACAAGACCCUCACAUUCAGAAGCCAUAUCCAGGUCAGCAGGGAGCUCGGCCAGGUGGGAAAUCUCGUUCCUGUGGCUGUUCUCCGGCCAGCACCUUGAGCCGCAGCACCACCUACACACGGCUAAGUAGUGAGGCCCUGGCUUUGCAGCUGGACCGCAACUUAGCUGCUCCAGAGGCAAGCGGAGCAUCCCGACCAGCAGGGCAAACCCACCUGCUUCUGGAGGCUGCCCUCCUAUCAGAGCAGGUGCCACCACCCACCCACGUCCGAGGCCCCCCAGCUGUGCCUCACUCGUCAACCUUUGAGAAGUUGUGCAGUGGGGGGACUGUGUUGCCGAUCUCACACUCCUGUCACACUCUCAGUAGCAGCUGCAGGUGCAGUGGACACACCUACCUCCCCCAUCAUCACUUGUUUCUGCACUUACCUCAGGAGGAGCCCCCACCAGCAGCGGCAGGCCCUGCUCCUGCCUCUGCCAGCGCUCCUAUCCAAACCCCUGCUCCGGCGGCAGAGAAGAAGCCUGAGGUUCGGUCUCAGGCCUGCAGCCCCACCAUGACCUGGCUCUCAGAGGAAGGUGGUGGUGAAGAACUGAGUGUCAUUUCCUUACCGACAGCAGACAUCAACCUCCCAGAACCACAUCUGUUUCUGCCCUCUUUGCCUCCCUCUUCUCCUCCUGAGCAAUCGUACAAUAUAGAGAUGCUACCUCCUGACAAGCCAGAGGAGGUGGUGAAGGUGCCAACAGUGCCCCAAACCUGCCAACCCCAGCCCGUAGCUCAGCUGAUAGAGAUGCAGGAAGCUACAGGAGUGGAGAUAGAAGGGGGGAACGAGGAGGAAAGCGAAGGUGUCAACGAAAAUGAGCAUUCUCCUCAGCGGUGCCACUGGAGCCGGUACUUCCUGAUAGAUUUGCUGGCUUUGGCAAUGCCAGUGGUCCCAACAGUGGCCUGGCUGUGCCGAGGGGCGCCACGGGAAGUCAUGCCUGUGUAUCACAUCGGAUCCCUGCUGAGAGGUUGCUGUGCUGUGGCCCUUCAUUCGCUUCGCCGCCAGGGUGCAGGCAGGGGCCGCGGGCCUACCAGUAUGAACGGGGCAACACUGAUCUGAGGUUUUUUGCUCCUUGUUACUCAACAGCAACACAACUCUGAACCACUGCAGGCACAGCCACAGCCACCUUGACUUACUUCAAAUUUAAUUGCAUUUUGGUGAUUACAAUGUGUUGGACAGCCCCUCUUAUAUGAUUAUUAGAUUUACCAUAAUGCCCUUGUGAUUCUGUGGUCAUGCCUUGCCUUAGAAGAACAAAGGAUUAGUAGUACAAUAGGGAAUGUUUCAUGACUCCAAUAGAUUUACUGCCACUGCCUGCAAUCACUAUACAGCCCGUUGCAUGUAGCCCAGAGGGAUGGUCAAGCCUUGCCAAUUUCACACCAUUUUACCAGGCUAGAAAGCCUUGUUUGAAUUUUGAACCUUUUGAUAAAAAAAAUCCAAUCCCACACAUUAGCCCUUUAAUACUGUAUAUAAGAUCUUAUGUGGAAAAAAUUCCUCUAUUUUGAAAGUAUUUCUUCUAGUACCCACAGUGGGGUUGAUGGGAUCCUGAUGAUACAAUCAAAAGACUUGCACCAGACUUAGAUGAACCUAUAUGCCCUCAUCUGGGUGGCGAUCUUGGACAUGGUACACACAUAGUGACAAGGGAGUUCAGUUAAAAAAAUCAGUGUGAUUCCC
Molecule: messenger RNA, 2556 nt
Organism: Myripristis murdjan (pinecone soldierfish)
Lineage: Eukaryota; Metazoa; Chordata; Actinopteri; Holocentriformes; Holocentridae
Gene: snpha
Product: syntaphilin a
Exons: 5
Coding region: 355-1944 (529 amino acids)
Biological process (GO): neuron differentiation
Cellular component (GO): cytoplasmic microtubule; mitochondrion
Source: RefSeq, a predicted model, not a curated record